Molecule: messenger RNA, 2661 nt
Organism: Sinocyclocheilus grahami
Lineage: Eukaryota; Metazoa; Chordata; Actinopteri; Cypriniformes; Cyprinidae
Exons: 4
Coding region: 365-2578 (737 amino acids)
Source: RefSeq, a predicted model, not a curated record
CACAGUACACAGAAGCGCACGUUGCGUUGCGCUGGUGUACACAUGGUUAUUGUGUUAAUUGUGUACAUUUGCGAGGACAAGCGCUCUGAACAGUAUGAGGAAAAACUGCCUGAAUGUCAUAUCCCGAUGGACAUCACUGGAUUUUUAAAGUGUAACCCGCACAUUAAGGAAGACCAUAGAUAGCCUAACUGCAGCUAUGUAAAUGUCUCGAUCGGAAUAGUCGCGGGGAGAAACACAAGGAUCUCAUUUAUCACAAAACAUGAAGAUACAGCGGACGUACAGCUUAUAACGCUACAAAAGGCAAGACUGAAAAAAGCAAAGAGGAUGAGGAUACCAUCACCAGGCUCUCUUCGCUCAGCCCCAGAUGCCUCCGCUCCCUCUUGACGAGCGCAUAGUGGUUAUUCAGCGGCCCAAAAGUUUGGCCUUGCGCGUGGCCUCCCCACCAACCACUUCACAGUCUUCCUCACACCGCCCAGCCACUCACAACGAGCCCCCACCCCGCUUACCACAACCCCAACCCCCACCACCCCAUUCCCAUCCAGGUUCCAAAUACCUGUCUCUGGAAUGCAAGCACAGGCAAUCUUCCCAUGUUCAGAGAGAUAAAGGAGAACGAGGUGCUCCCUUUGAGGGCAGCGGCCACAAUACUAGCCAUUGUCACAGCAAUGGGACAGUAACUUUAGGUCCCAGACCUCACAAGCACACGCAUACCAUUGACAUUAGAGUGUCUUUGGACAAAGGUGGAAGAGGAGGAUCUUACAUAGACCAAGGCCGCAGCAGUAGUCUUACCCGAAGUGGAAGCAUCAAAGGGAACAGAACUAAACGGGUGUCACUGCACUUGGAUCCAGGGCAAGGCGAAAGGAAAUGCAAAGGAAAGUCUUCCGAAUUAGUGGAGAAGCACCACCAGAACCAUCAUCAGAGUCAAAACCGGACUCAGCACAGUAGCCAUCAUCCGAACCAACUCACAGUCUCUCCUGGAGGGAUCUUAGAAUUUGUACCAGCGCAGAGACAGCAGUCAAAAUCCAAGCCAACAAGAGAGAGAGACCUGUCAUCAAAGUCUUACUCUGCAACUGCCAGCCACCCAUUGCACAGUGAGAGGGACGUAUCAUCUGUAGGAAACAAAGAAAACUCCAAACUGGGACCCGGCCACCAACUGCCCCACGCCCACAGCCUAUCCCGUCACCACAGUUCAGCCCCAUUACCCCAUGCUGCCAUCCUAAACCCUCACUACCCUGCUGUACCACCCUCACUCCCUUCCCGAGCGCCUUCCUCCUACCAGCACAUCAGUCAACCCCGUCCCUCACACACUAGAGAACAUCGGCCCCAAAUUCUUCACGCUUUACCCCUCUCCCCUACUUCCUCCCAAGGAGGCUUCCCCAGUCCUGACCACACAUGUACAAUUGACUUUUCCCACCCUUGUGGCUGUUGGAGGUUGGUUCGUUGUAGAAGAGGUAGAGGUCACUCGGCUGGCUGCCACGGUCGUAGUACAAGCCCAUCCUCUUCAUUUUCCCACGCCCCAGGAACAAGUGCUGCCAACGGAGGUGGCGGAACCAUGGGAUUGAAGACUUUAGGAGGGUGUCUGUCAACUGCUUCCACCACCAACACCUCCUCUUCCAACAGCACUGUCUCGGACUGUCGCACAGGGCUGCUCAGACCUUUGGGUUGUGCAUCCUGUUCUGGAGAAGCUGGAGGUUUUGAGAGCCCUGCUGCUUUCCGUAAGAAACUGGUUGGGGGUUGUUUACCUUGUACUCCCCUUUCCUCAUCUGCACCUCUUCGAGCACUCCAGAGUUGCGUCAGUGGGUGCAAUCCUAAAGCAAGCCAAACUGGCAGCUCCACGUGCAGUUACUGCAGUAGUGACCCCAUUGUAGUGACCUUUAACCCGCACAGAGGGAAUCCUCCCAACAUGGGGCGUAAUAUUGAUGCACAUACCAUGGGAGGAUACCAGCCUGAUGAUGACGAUUACAGUGUACGCACAAUCUGGCCGGAGGAGCUAGCGAAAAAGAUGACUCGCUCUAAAACUCAGCCUAUCCAUCACAAUGCAGGUAUUGGAAUGGGCUCAGGGAGGACCUGCAUGGGCCACAACCAGAAUAGUGGCAGUGGUGGCAAUCCUGUAAUCCUGGACUGUCGGAACCUUAUGGAGUUCACUCGUUCCCAGUUGACAGAUCAGGCAGGACGACGGAGGCUCCAGCAAGGAAAGAUGGCUGUUUUGGACUUUAUCGGAUCAGGGAAUAGUGGAGACCAGGGUAGAGAUUCCCUCAAGCGGCUUUGGAACAAAGGAGCAGAUGCUUGCAUGGGGGAUGGCAAUGGGUUUGAUGAUGAAGUGCUUCCACAAUCCCUAUCCCUCCGCUCUCCAUCUCCAGAUUCCCCUCCAUCCUUCUCACCCCCACCCUCUGCUCCUAGCACGCUUAUUAAGCCCAAACUCAAACAGCGAGAGAGGGAAGGUGGACACACCUUACCCUCAGCACAGUCGCUCCACUUGGUCCUCAACUCACUCAACAGAGAACAAGAUGAGGAAAAUGGACGAGGUAAAGUUGCACUUUUCCCUCCCUCUUUCUUCAUCCCUCCCAGCUUCACUAUCUGAAGAGAGUGUCAUGACCCCAGAUAUGGAGAAUGCUGUGAUCAGCCCCAUCCUCCCUUUCCUUUUUCUUGGCAACGAGAGAGAUG